Molecule: messenger RNA, 1914 nt
Organism: Quercus robur (English oak)
Lineage: Eukaryota; Viridiplantae; Streptophyta; Magnoliopsida; Fagales; Fagaceae
Exons: 1
Coding region: 154-1710 (518 amino acids)
Molecular function (GO): protein binding
Source: RefSeq, a predicted model, not a curated record
AAGACUCUCUCUGACUUUUCUUCUGCAUAUGGAGUACACUUAUGAGUUAAGUCUAUAUAUUACUAACUUUCCAUAGCUCUUAAAACCCAAAAGAAAAAAAAAUUCCUUAGCUCUUUCCAAUCUCACAGUGUGUACUGUGCACUGACAUUAGAAAUGGGCAUCGUCACAUUCUCUGCUUCCUUUUUGCUAUCAAAUUUCUUGCUAUUUUUGUGCUUGUACAAUGAAGUGGCUUUUGGUAAUGAGGUUGUUGAGCCCAAUAGGGAAACAUUGGAAAUUAUCAUAGGUGGUGGAGGUGGUGGCUAUAAUCCUUUUCCCAGUCCUGAAUGCCCUCCUCCUCCUCCUCCUGAACCCAUUUGCCCUCCACCACCUUCUCCACCGCCACCGCCAUCGCCGCCUCCACCACCUCCUCCUUCUCCACCGCCACCGCCAUCGCCGCCUCCACCACCUCCUCCUUCGCCACCGCCACCGCCAUCGCCGCCUCCACCACCUCCUCUUUCGCCACCGCCACCGCCAUCGCCGCCUCCACCACCUCCUCCUUCGCCACCGCCCCCAUCGCCUCCACCUCUGGACCUUGACUUUCGAUUAAAUGCGGUCUACCCUGUACUUCAACGCUUCAAAGCCAAAACCACAGACCCAAAAGGCUGUACUAAAAAUUGGAAUGGCAGGGGACAAAAAAUAUGCCGUUACAAAGGCAUCGCCUGUGCCACCUAUCCAAACGAAAAGAGAAAAGCAGUUGCUGGAAUAGACUUCAAUGGGUGUGGGCUUUCUGGUAAGAAUAGCAAUCCAUAUUCACUCGAUGGUUUCCUUGAAGAGUUAAAAGACAUAACAUUCUUCCACGCAAACUCCAACAAUUUCACUGGUCGCAUCCCAGCAAAGAUAUCCAAGCUUAAAUACUUCUACGAGCUGGAUCUCAGUAACAACCAAUUGACCGGCUAUUUCCCAUAUGAAGUUCUUGCUGCCACAAAGUUAACAUUUUUGGACCUCCGGUUUAACACUUUCCAUGACAAGGUUCCACCUCAAGUGUUCAACUUAGACGUGGACGUACUGUUCAUCAACAACAACUAUUUUUACGAUACUCUUCCUAAUAAUCUUGGCAACACGCCAGCCCUUUAUCUCACUGUCGCCAACAACUUGUUCCAUGGGCCAAUCCCACAAAGCAUUGGCAAUGCUAAAGACACUCUGCUUGAGGUGCUCUUCUUAGGCAACAGACUCAGUGGGUGCUUGCCAUAUGAAAUUGGGUUUCUGAAAAAGGCCACAGUUUUCGAUGUGAGCUUCAACUAUCUAUCGGGUCCAAUACCACUCUCAUUUCAGUGCUUGUCCAAAAUAGAGCUGCUUGUCUUGGCUCGAAACCAGUUCUAUGGGGAGGUUCCUGAGGCUGUUUGCAAGCUGCCUAAUUUGUCAAACUUCUCCUUAUCAUACAACUACUUCACUCAGGUUGGUCCUAUAUGCAGGAAAUUGAUCGACAGAAAGAUACUUGAUGUAAGGAUGAAUUGCAUUCUAGGCCUUCCUCAUCAGAGAUCAGAGGAAGAAUGUGCUGUAUUUUUCUCUAAGUACAAGUACCACGCUUGCCCCAAUCCGCUUUCCUUGAAGAAAGUUCCAUGUGCUACAAAUAAUCAUUAUUCAGGUUCACUCGAUGCCUCUGAUAAUCAACCAAUGGCUGUAGCUCCUUCACCAAGAUCCUAUGAUACUCUUAUACCGCAUAGGUUGUGAUUUUCCUCCUCUAAAUUGAUUUAAUAAGGUAGAGUCAUGAAGGGCCUACGUAUUAUAUUUGCAUAUGUUUGUUAUUCUCUAAAUAUUUGUUAAGUUAUAAAUAAGCAAUGGGCAUCUUGAUCACCUGAGCAGAUGCUAAUUGAUGUAGCUAGUGUAGCACUGAAUAUCGUCGUUCAUAAAUUGGAUUCAUCACAUUGUGUUCAA